Macaca mulatta (Rhesus monkey) is the source of this 1222-nucleotide messenger RNA. Lineage: Eukaryota; Metazoa; Chordata; Mammalia; Primates; Cercopithecidae. The record is from RefSeq and is a predicted model, not a curated record.
GCGGGGCCGGCGGAAGCGCUCGAGUGUCGUUUCGGCUGCGCCGGAAGUUCCUAGCCGGGCCUGGCGGUAACCUUCGGGGCGUCGCUGUAGCUGCCGCUGCUGCUGCAGUGGGCUUUGCGGGUCUGAACCUCGGCGGGGCUAAGCUAGUUAACUGCCGAGAGUUGCCAGGUUUGCGGUGGAGGACGCUGAGGCCCGUGGGGGGCAGGCACACGGGCGCAGGGGCUCCCAGCCGACAUGUCUCUAGUGGCGGAAGCCUUCGUCUCCCAGAUUGCAGCUGCAGAACCUUGGCCUGAAAAUGCUACGUUAUAUCAGCAAUUGAAAGGGGAGCAAAUUUUACUUUCUGACAAUGCAGCUUCUCUUGCAGUGCAGGCCUUUUUGCAAAUGUGUAACUUGCCUAUCAAAGUAGUUUGUAGGGCAAAUGCAGAAUAUAUGUCUCCAUCUGGUAAAGUACCUUUUAUUCAUGUGGGAAAUCAAGUAGUAUCAGAACUUGGUCCAAUAGUCCAAUUUGUUAAAGCCAAGGGCCAUUCUCUUAGUGAUGGGCUGGGUGAAGUCCAAAAAGCAGAAAUGAAAGCUUACAUGGAAUUAGUCAACAAUAUGCUGUUGACUGCAGAGCUGUAUCUUCAGUGGUGUGAUGAAGCCACAGUAGGGGAGAUCACUCAUGCUAGGUAUGGAUCUCCUUACCCUUGGCCUCUGAAUCAUAUUUUGGCCUAUCAGAAACAGUGGGAAGUCAAGCGUAAGAUGAAAGCUAUUGGAUGGGGAAAGAAGACUCUGGACCAGGCCUACUGAACUUGAUGCACUGGUAUUUGGCCAUCUGUACACCAUUCUUACUACACAGUUGACAAAUGAUGAACUUUCUGAGAAGGUGAAAAACUAUAGCAACCUCCUUGCUUUCUGUAGGAGAAUUGAACAGCACUAUUUUGAAGAUCGUGGUAAAGGCAGGCUGUCAUAGAAUGUGUUAGUCUCAGAAGUCUUAACUUUUGAAAGAUGUUUUACUUGAAUGUUAGAUAUUGAUGUCAGAAUUUUAAAACCAAAUUACUGCUUUUUGAAACCUCAAAACAAAUUAUAUAAUGUAUCUUAUAUAUGUGCUUUAUAUUGUUAUUUGUGUAUACAUUAAAAUCUGAAUUAUUUCAUCUGAUAUGUCAUAUUCUGUAUCUUGAAAUUUUUGUUUCCUUGAAACAUGCAUGCAUAUAAAAAUAAAGCUUAAACAACUAUAUGGAUAUUA